UUAGGAUUAGGACCAGAGAGAUAAUCUCAUAUUCAUUCUGGUAUUCGAUUGCUUCAUCUCCAAUUUGCUUAUUAUAUUCCCGUCCUUAAAAAAGCUUCAGUCAACACUAUUGACUAACUUGUAUAAUAUCUAUAUAUAUAUAUAUAUAUAUGCCAACAAUUCUAUGCUGCCAACUAUGGAGUUUUGGAAGGUUAUUACAAGAAAUCUUAUGAGGUAAUAAGAGCUCUUAAUUAAUUAAAACUCUUCAAUUUUUUUAGUUUUGGUCUGUGCAGCCAUGAGAUUUAACAUAUAUAUGUGUGUGUGUGGCAUGUUAUGUUUGGAGGUAGAUAACAUUCUGGGGAAUUUCUUGAAGGGUGAUUUAAGGUUUUUGAUGGAGUAAGGAAGCUUCUUAAGGCUCAAUGAUGGUAAUAAAGGUGAAAAAUCUUUAUUAAAGAGAUAAGGUUAAUUAGGAUGAGAGAGAAUAACAUGGCGUUGGAACUGGUUGGUGGAGCAUUGCUCAGUGUUGCACUUGACAAGCUUUUUGAAAAGUUGACUUCUCCAGCCUUUGUCAACUUCAUCAGUGGAAAGAAAACCAUUGACGACGAUUACCUGCUUAAGGAGUUGAAAAUGAAGUUGAGGAGAGCUCGUGUGCUGCUCAAUGAUGCUGAAGAGAGACAACUUGAGGAGGAAGCUGUGAGGGAAUGGCUGGAUGAACUUAAAGAUGUCAUUUACAAAGCACAGGACUUGGUGGACGACAUCGACCAUGAACUCCUAUCCAUGAGUUUGGAACGUGACCAUAAAUCCAAAACUAAAACCAAUUUCCGAAAGAAUAUCAAGACCAAGGUCUUCUCAUCCUUUUCAAAACUUGACAAAACUACUGCUGUUAAAGGUGAGAUAACCAAGAUCUUGAAGGAUCUGACACUUCUUUUAGAAAAUGAUGUUGGUCGUGAUUUGAAAGUGUUUGAAGAAACUAGUACCAGUGGAGCUUCUUCCAGAAUUCGAGUUACUCCUUGGCCAGAAAAAAACCAAGUUCAUGGAAGGGAUGAUGAUAAAGAUAAGAUAAUUGAGCUAUUGUUGUCAAAUAAUAUUUGGGGGAGUAAGAUAGGUGUGCUUCCCAUAGUGGGUAUGGGUGGCCUUGGCAAGACCACCCUAGCUCAGCUUAUCUACGAUGAUAACAGAUUCGAAGAACAAGGUUUUCAAUACAAAGCAUGGGUUACUGUAUCAACAGAUUUUGAUGCUUUCAGAAUAAUGAGGAUUAUAUUGCAACAAAUCAAUCCAAGCGGUAGAGAUGACUACUUCGACGAACCAACAAUACUUCAACGUUCGUUGAAUGAAGCUCUUAAAGGUAAGAAAUUUCUCAUUGUGCUUGACGAUGUUUGGGAUGAGGAUUACAACAAUUGGAGUGUAAUAUGGAGCACAUUUGGAUUUGGAGAGUGUUCCAGCAGAAUCAUCGUGACUACUCGCAGCAAAAAAGUUGCAUCGAAUGUAAAAACUAUGCCAAUCUAUGAAUUGCAACUAUUAGAAGAUGAGCAUUGUUGGAAAAUAUUUGUGGAGCAUGCCUUUGGUGGAGACUCAAAUGCAGACCAGUUCUUGGAAGAAAUAGGUAGAAAACUUGUUGACAAAUGUGGAGGAAUCCCAUUGGCUAUAACAUCUCUUGGUGGUCUUUUGAGGUCUGAAAAUGAUCCAAAACAUUGGGAAGGAAUUCUAAACAACCAUGCAUGGAAGACAAACAAAAUUCUUCCAUCUUUAUGGUUAAGCUAUCGUUACUUACCUUCGCCUUUGAAACAAUGCUUUACUUAUUGCUCUGUGUUUCCCAAAGAUUAUGAAUUUGAGAAGAAGGAAAUGAUCUUACUAUGGAUGGCAGAAGGCUAUCUGCAAUGUGAUCAGAAACAAAAGCAAAUGGAAGAAAUUGGAGAGGAGUAUUUCAAUAACCUUAUAUCAAGGUCAUUAUUUCAAAGAUCAAGAAAGCCUUAUGGGGAAAGAUUUGUCGUGCAUGAUCUUGUACAUGAUUUAGCUAUGUUUAUAUCAAGAGAGUUUUGCUUGGCAUUAGAUGACAACAACAAAUCGAAGCUUUUUUCGAGGAAGAUUCAUCACUUAUCAUUCGCACUAGUCCCAGACCAUUAUGAUCAUCAUGAGUCCUUGAAGACAUGUCUCUGCAAAGCCAAAAAUCUACGCACCUUCAUAGGACAAGGACAAGGACACUUAAAUUUCAUACCUUCAUAUGAUGGUGUGGUCAAAGAAUUGAUAGCAACAAAAAGCCAUUUGAGAGUAUUCUGCUUGUGUAUGUCAUCCUUGCACAAUUCAAUAGCGAAUGAUCUAAAACAUGUAAGGUAUUUGAACUUAUCCCAUAGUCAUAUUAGAGAGAUACCAUGUUCGCUUUGCACUAUGUACAAUUUGCAGACAUUGUUAUUGUCACAUUGUGGAAAUCUCAAUAGGCUUCCAAAGGACAUGGGAAGACUAGUCAAUUUGCGCCAUCUUGAAACUACUGGGUCCGGUCUAGUGGAGAUGCCCCCACAAAUGGGUAAUUUGAAACAGUUGCAAACAUUAACUGAUUUCAUUCUGAGUGACACUGAUCAUGGUUCUGGCAUUAGAGAGUUAGUAGAGUUGCAACAUUUGGGUGGCCAUCUUUGCAUUUCAGGGCUUCAAAAUGUGACUGAUGUUGAUGACAUUGUAAGAGUAAAUUUGAGGAGCAGGAAGAAGCUUAGUGAUCUAUGUUUCGAAUGGAAAUGUGAUACUACAUGCACAAGAAGAGAGCAAUUUGGAAAGGUACUUGAAGCACUUGAACCACACAGAAACUUAGAGAAACUAACCAUUAGAUAUUACCCAGGUUCAAGUUUUCCAAGAUGGGUUGGAGAUUCUCAAUAUUCAAGAAUAAUUUCAGUAGACCUGUGUGGUAAUAAGAGCUGUGUUUUCUUACCACCGCUGGGGCAGUUACCUUUUCUUAAAGCUCUUAAGCUCAAAGGGUUCGAUGAGGUGGAGAGCAUGGGGGCUGAAGUUUAUUAUGGCAAUAAUUCUUUUGGUGCUAUAGCUCCAUUUCAAAGUUUGGAAAGGUUGAGCAUUGAGAAGAUGGCGAAAUUGAAGAAGUGGUUAUUUGUUGGAGAUGAUGAGAAAGAAGGUGGAUGUUUCCCUCGUUUGAAACGUCUUUGGUUGUUUCAUUGUCCAAACACAACUGACUACUUACUACCCGAUGGCCAUGAAAUAGAAUCUCUCCAAAUUGAAGAUAGCUACAAAUUAAUGGAAUAUCUUCCUUUGAACCGCUACCCAAGGCUUGAAUGGCUUUGUUUAUGGGAUUGUGAUUUCGUAAAGUCACUACCAUUACAAAACUUCCCAAGCCUUAAAUGGCUUUUCUUGAAUGAAUGUGAUCACUUGGAAUCCCUUAUCGUUCCACCAAAAAUAGAAGUUCUGUCUGAAGGAGGACUAGUCUCAAAAUUAGAAUUGCUUAAAAUUGAUAAAUGCAACAAAGUCUUGGCACAACAUGCACAGUGGGAUUUGGAAGGACUAAAGUCUCUCAAGUCUUUAGUGGUAAAGAAUUGUGAUGUGGUAUUGGAUUCAUUCCCAGGAGGAUCUCUUCCUUUCUCUUUGACUAGCUUGGAACUUGAUUCUCUUAGCUGCCUUCGGAGCUUGAAUGAAAAUACGUUUCAAAAGCUCACAUGCCUUGAGAGUUUAACGAUUCGCCAUUGCAGUGAGCUUCAUAAUAUUCCAGAACAAGGAUUGCAGUGUCUCAGUUGUCUUCAAUCCUUGGUCAUACGGAAUUGUGGUGUACUUGAACGAAGAUACCAAAGAGGGAAAGGGGAAGGCUGGGAUAAGAUCUCCCACAUUCCCCACAUAAGCAUUUACGGAAUGACAAUUAUUUCAUGACUCGUUUAAAGGCUAUCUUCGAGAGGAAGAAGGCUUCCCUUCGAAAGAAGACUCAUCGCCAACCAUUGAAAGGAGUUCAAAUAGAAAGCUAAUAUUGAAGAAGCUGGAUUAGUAUGUGGUGUAACCUCAUUAGAAGUUUAUAUUAGUUGUUUCUUUCCUCUGUAUUUUGGCUCUUAUAAAUACCUGGUGUGCUGUUACUUUCUAAUUCAAUAAAAAAACAUAUUCGUUUA
This is a messenger RNA of Humulus lupulus (European hop), 4067 nucleotides long. Its product is annotated as putative disease resistance RPP13-like protein 1. Lineage: Eukaryota; Viridiplantae; Streptophyta; Magnoliopsida; Rosales; Cannabaceae. Gene Ontology annotation, biological process: defense response to other organism. The record is from RefSeq and is a predicted model, not a curated record. Gene Ontology annotation, molecular function: ADP binding. The transcript has 5 exons. The coding region runs from base 451 to 3837 and encodes 1128 amino acids.